AUGUCUGUGCUUCCGGUCCGAAUCCUCCACCGGGUCUGGAUCUUGAAGAAGACUGUCAUCCUCAUCUUCACGCCGUUACUGCUGCUGCCGCUGGCAACAAGCACCAGGGCGGCCGCGUGUGGGUACGUGAUUACGCUCAUGGCUGUGUUCUGGUGUCUGGAGAUCCUGCCGCUUGCCGUCACUGCUCUGCUGCCCACAAUCCUGUUCCCUCUGCUGGGGGUGAUGGAGAGCCGAGACGUCUGCGCUCAGUACCUGAAGGACAUUAACUUCCUGUUUGUGGGGGGUCUUCUGGUGGCAGUGGCGGUGGAACAGUGGGACGUCCACAAACGCAUCGCCCUGAGAGUCCUGCUGAUGGUGGGGGUCCGGCCUGCGCUGCUGAUGCUUGGCUUCAUGUCCGUGACUGCCUUUCUCUCCAUGUGGAUAAGUAACACAGCCACCACUGCCAUGAUGGUCCCUAUAGUUCAGGCUGUCCUGGAACAGAUCCACGGACCCAGAGAAGACCUGGACCAGACUGAGACGAAAACCAGAACAGAGACAGACCCCGGAUCUAAGACCAACUCGGAAUCAGAGGAGAUUGAUCAACUGAUAGACCAGAAGAUCCACUGUGCCCGUCAGGCCAGCUCUGAGAACGGAACGCUUUUCGAGAAGAUCCAGACUCCAGACUUAGCCACGCCCCCUCCAAUGAAGCUCCUCCCCCAGGCCCAGCCCAGUUCAGUGGUCCUGUGUUUGGAGCCUGAGGAGGAGCGUGAGGAGGAGGAGCAGAGGCUGAGGAGGUCCAAAGGGUUUCUGCUGAGUGUGUGUUACGCAGCGAGUAUAGGAGGAAUCGCAACCUUGACGGGAACUGGACCGAACCUGGUCCUGGUGGGACAAAUGAGCCAACUGUUCCCGCAGAACCCAGACGUGAUCAACUUUGCGUCGUGGUUCGCCUUCGCCUUCCCCACCAUGUUACUGAUGCUGCUGCUCGCCUGGCUCUGGCUGCAGCUGCUCUACGUUGGCUCUAGCGCUUUUAGACACUGCAGUACCUCUCGCUCGCCACAGGAGGAGCAGGCCUUCAGAAUAAUCCAGGACCAGCACCGCAGGUUGGGACCCGUCAGCUUCGCCCAGUGCAGUGUGAUGUUGCUUUUUGGCCUCAUGGUGGCGCUGUGGUUCACCAGAGACCCACGCUUCAUGGACGGAUGGGCCACACACCUGUUUAACAGCAACAAGGAGUUCGUGACAGAUGCCACGGUGGCGCUCUUUGUGGCUGUGCUGCUCUUCAUCCUUCCAUCAGAACCGCCCACUUAUCUCUACUUCUGGAGAGACUCAGAGGCCUCGGUGUGCUCUGGCCCCGCCCCUCCACUCCUUACAUGGUCAGUGGCUCAGAAGAAGAUUCCCUGGAACAUUGUGUUGCUGUUGGGAGGAGGCUUCGCUCUGGCCAAAGGCAGCGAGGAGUCCGGUUUGUCCCGGUGGCUCGGGGAACAGAUGACUCCCCUCCAGACAGUGCCACCGUGGGCCGUUGCAAUGGUGGUCUGCCUCCUCGUCGCCACCUUCACAGAGUGUGCCAGUAACGUUGCCACUGCAACACUUUUCCUGCCCAUCCUUGCCUCCAUGUCCCAGUCCAUGUCCCUGAACCCACUCUACGUGAUGAUCCCGUGCACGCUCAGCGCCUCCUUGGCUUUCAUGCUUCCUGUGGCCACGCCCCCAAAUGCCAUCGUCUUCUCCUAUGGAUACCUUAAAGUCUCCGACAUGGCUCGCUCUGGUGUGGUCAUGAACCUCAUCGGUCUCCUCUGCAUCACUCUGGCUCUGAACAGUUGGGGAAGAAAUACGCGCACCCGCAACACCACCUACAGUGCGGUUCGCGUUCACACAGGGAUCCGCGCCCGUCGCCAUGGAAACCGUGACGUGUUCAUAAUGUAUCCAGCUGAGGACACUAUUCAAAAUCUGAAGUGGGUUCUGUCUUGGAUGUCCCCUGUCCCUGCUGUCCUCCCUGCUGUCCCCUGUCCCUGCUGUCCUCCCUGCUGUCCCCUGUCCCUGCUGUCCUCCCUGCUAUCCCCUGUCCCUGCUGUCCUCCCUGCUGUCCCAUGUCCCUGCUGUCCUCCCUGCUGUCCUCCCUGCUGUCCUCCCUGCUGUCCCCUGUCCCUGCUGUCCUCCCUGCUGUCCCCUGUCCCUGCUGUCCUCCCUGCUGUCCCCUGUCCCUGCUGUCCUCCCUGCUAUCCCAUGUCCCUGCUGUCCUCCCUGCUGUCCCCUGUCCCUGCUGUCCUCCCUGCUGUCCCCUGUCCCUGCUGUCCUCCCUGCUAUCCCCUGUCCCUGCUGUCCUCCCUGCUGUCCCCUGUCCCUGCUGUCCUCCCUGCUGUCCCCUGUCCCUGCUGUCCUCCUUGCUGUCCCCUGUCCCUGCUGUCCUCCCUGCUGUCCCCUGUCCCUGCUGUCCCCUGUCCCUGCUGUCCCCUGUCCCUGCUGUCCCCUGUCCCUGCUGUCCUCCCUGCUGUCCUCCCUGCUAUCCCCUGUCCCUGCUGUCCUCCCUGCUAUCCCCUGUCCCUGCUGUCCUCCCUGCUGUCCCCUGUCCCUGCUUUCCUCCCUGCUGUCCUCCCUGCUAUCCCCUGUCCCUGCUGUCCUCCCUGCUGUCCCCUGUCCCUGCUGUCCUCCCUGCUAUCCCAUGUCCCUGCUGUCCUCCCUGCUGUCCCCUGUCCCUGCUGUCCUCCCUGCUAUCCCAUGUCCCUGCUGUCCUCCCUGCUAUCCCCUGUCCCUGCUGUCCCCUGUCCCUGCUGUCCUCCCUGCUAUCCCCUGUCCCUGCUGUCCCCUGUCCCUGCUAUCCCCUGUCCCUGCUGUCCCCUGUCCCUGCUGUCCCCUGUCCCUGCUGUCCUCCCUGCUAUCCCCUGUCCCUGCUGUCCUCCCUGCUGUCCCCUGUCCCUGCUGUCCUCCCUGCUGUCCCCUGUCCUCCCUGCUGUCCCCUGUCCCUGCUGUCCUCCCUGCUGUCCCCUGUCCCUGCUGUCCUCCCUGCUGUCCCCUGUCCCUGCUGUCCCCUGUCCCUGCUGUCCUCCCUGCUGUCCCCUGUCCCUGCUGUCCCCUGUCCCUGCUGUCCUCCCUGCUGUCCCCUGUCCCUGCUGUCCUCCCUGCUGUCCCCUGUCCCUGCUGUCCUCCCUGCUGUCCCAUGUCCCUGCUGUCCCCUGUCCCUGCUUUCCUCCCUGCUGUCCUCCCUGCUAUCCCCUGUCCCUGCUGUCCUCCCUGCUAUCCCCUGUCCCUGCUGUCCUCCCUGCUGUCCCCUGUCCCUGCUGUCCUCCCUGCUGUCCUCCCUGCUAUCCCCUGUCCCUGCUGUCCUCCCUGCUGUCCCCUGUCCCCGCUUUCCUCCCUGCUGUCCUCCCUGCUAUCCCCUGUCCCUGCUGUCCUCCCUGCUGUCCCCUGUCCCUGCUGUCCUCCCUGCUGUCCUCCCUGCUGUCCUCCCUGCUGUCCCCUGUCCCUGCUGUCCUCCCUGCUAUCCCCUGUCCCUGCUGUCCUCCCUGCUGUCCCCUGUCCCUGCUGUCCUCCCUGCUGUCCUCCCUGCUGUCCUCCCUGCUGUCCCCUGUCCCUGCUGUCUGCCUGUCCUGGAUACCCCUUAUCUGGUCUUACCCUGGUGUUUCCUCAGAGGAGCAGUCGCGGAGCCGCUUCCAGGCCGAGCUGGAGUUCAUCCAAUGUUUGGCCAACCCCAACUACCUCAACUUCCUGGCUCAAAGGGGAUUCCUCAGAGAGCGUCCGUUCAUUAACUACCUGAAGUAUCUGCUGUACUGGAAGGAGCCGGAAUAUGCCAAGUUCCUAAAAUACCCCCACUGCCUGCACAUGCUGGAGUUGCUGCAGUACGAACACUUUCGUAAAGAGCUGGUGAACGCUCAGUGCGCAAAGUUCAUUGAUGAGCAGCAGCUUCUACACUGGCAGCACUACUCCAGGAAGAGGAGCCGGCUACAACAGGCACUAGCAGAACAAGCAACGCAGCAGGCUCCAGCCCAACAGCAUGGGAACACUGCUGCCAAAUGA
Knipowitschia caucasica is the source of this 3984-nucleotide messenger RNA. The record is from the annotation of a GenBank genome assembly. Lineage: Eukaryota; Metazoa; Chordata; Actinopteri; Gobiiformes; Gobiidae.